AUGUCCCACCCCCUUCCCCCGCCUCCACACGAUAUCUAUCUCCAUCCGCCCUUCUUCGUCAUCCCUGGCAUAUCACCCUCCUCCCCCAUCAGCCAGCAAACUCAGCAAAUAGACCAGCUCAAUACCUUGCUUUUGCAAGAGAUUGACGCCAACUUUGCAAAGUUCCAUACCAUCAUCACCAGCAAGAUACUGCCGCAGAUCAAGCGGUAUGCUAUUGCCGCGGAUCCAGUCAAGGAGGGCGCCAAAUUCUGGCGAAGCUUUUACGAAGCGGCGGCGGACGUGCAUGUCCAGAUCGCCUCGGACCAAUCCCUUGCGGAGCCUGUCCACGCGGAGGUGGAGUCCCUCCAGCCAGUCGAAGGGGACGAGACGUACCUCGCCAACUCGGACGGCUCGUUCAUGUUUGACCGGGAUGCCGUCGCUUCGUCUACCCCACUCCCCGGUCGGUCCCAGCUCCACUCGUACGACUCGAGCUUCUCGGACAGUAUGGCCAGCCCCUUCGAUACGCUGGAGCGCCGCUUGCGGGAUGACCUCCAGCUCGACGAUAGUGACAUGCCCACUCCGUCCUUACCGAGCGGGUAUGAUAUGUCCCAUCCCCAUCUGGACCAAUCUAGCAUCCUCCUCCCUCCUUCCCACCUCUCAUCCCAUCCCCUCUCCUCCUCCUUCUCGUCUUUCGCAUCCACCUCCGCCGCGACUCCUAAAGCCCGUCGUCCACCCCCUCCCCCCUCUGCACACACGCAGAUGCAAAUGCACAAUGGCCUAAUCGAUAUCCGCACCACCCCCCUCACCGCCAAAUUCCGUCCCAAACUCUCACUCGCCGAUCUGGACGCAGACGACGACGAUCUCCAACUCAACAUGUCCCCUCCCGUCACUAUGCACUUCCAGCUCCCACCCAAAGCUGCAGCGGUGGUCAGUACGGGCCGGACGCCGCGGGCGGCGGAGAGCGAGAACCACGCCCAGCGGAUCGUCGAUGAUCUCAUGGAUGAGAUGUCGGCAGAGUAUGUCGCGUCGCCGCGCAUACCCACACCGGACGGGUUGAGGAGGUACUCGGUCAUGCCCCAGGCGCAGGCACAGGGGCCGCUCAAUACGUCUCGGAAUAUCUUUGCGGAUCAGAUUGCUAGUUCUAGCUCGGGCGCGGCGCAGCGUCAGCCACAAGCCCAGGCGCAGGGACGGCGGUCCAUGGCCAACACGUCGUACGGGAGCGACAUGGAAGAUGUCCCGGAGGAACAUGUCUAUUCCAACGAGGAUACGAUGGAUGACUCAUUCGACUCGCCCGAUCCGGCGCGGUACGCCUACAACCUCUCCACAUCCUCGGCGGGCUCGGACCACUCGGACGCCGGCGCGGUAUUUGGCGGACCUAAAGUGCAGCCGGCGCGGUCGGCUUUCAAUCUGAUGAAGCCGGAUGAGCUGGUCACGUUUCACGGGGGGCGGCUGGAGGAUGCAGCAGGGAGAGAAGUGGCAGAGACGCCAACGAAUGUCAAACAGAGAGAAAAGUAG
Messenger RNA from Dioszegia hungarica, 1494 nucleotides. RefSeq names its product DASH complex subunit Ask1-domain-containing protein. The transcript has 2 exons. Gene Ontology annotation, biological process: attachment of spindle microtubules to kinetochore. NCBI's taxonomy places the organism in Eukaryota, Fungi, Basidiomycota, Tremellomycetes, Tremellales, Bulleribasidiaceae. The record is from RefSeq and is a predicted model, not a curated record. Gene Ontology annotation, cellular component: DASH complex; mitotic spindle; mitotic spindle pole body. The coding region runs from base 1 to 1494 and encodes 497 amino acids.